UUGGACUGGAUAUGUUACAUAUGGGAAAGGUCUAGCAUGGUUAAAUGGAGAAGAAAUUGGAAGAUAUUGGCCCAGGAAAAAUUUACAUCAAGAGUGUGUUAAAAAAUGUGACUAUAGAGGCAAAUUCAAUCCUGACAAAUGUGACACUGGCUGUGGAGAACCCACCCAGAAAUGGUAUCAUGUUCCAAGAUCUUGGUUCAAGCCAUCUGGAAAUGUUCUUGUUAUUUUUGAAGAGAAAGGUGGUGAUCCAACAAAAAUUAGUUUCUUGAGACGUAAAGUUUCUGGUGCAUGUGCCCUUGUGGCAGAGGAUUUCCCCUCCCUUGGUCUUGAUCUUGAGAGUGAAGAUAAAUUUGAGAACUACAAAAACACGCCUUUUGCCCGUCUAGCGUGCCCCAAAGAUACUCGCAUCUCUGCUAUAAAAUUUGCUAGCUUUGGAACUCCUUCAGGAACAUGUGGAUCCUACCGCAUGGGAGAUUGCCAUGAUCCAAAUUCUAGUUCACUUGUCGAAAAGGCGUGCUUGAACAAAAAGGAGUGUGUCAUAAAGUUAAAUGAAGAGAAUUUCAAGAAAAACUUGUGUUCUUCCAGCUUAACUAGGAGACUGGCAGUGGAGGCAGUGUGUAGCUGAUACUAAGAGUCAAUGCAUCACACCAUUUAUGUAGAAGAAAUAAGCUUAGUUGAAUAGGAGAAGCACAAGCAAGUUUUGGACUCUUCUUGCUUUUCAUAAUUCUUUAUAAUAAUUUUGUUUGCUUUUCUCUUCUUGCUGUGAGAAGGAAAUAAGUAUAGUUUUUCUAAAUUACCAACUAAAGAUGAUGUGGGUGGUAAAAGUCCUUGUCAUUUAAGCAAUUUAUUGGGAGUUUACAAUUUA
Messenger RNA from Prosopis cineraria, 865 nucleotides. RefSeq names its product beta-galactosidase 3-like. The transcript has 3 exons. Gene Ontology annotation, cellular component: cell wall; vacuole. The annotation marks the transcript as partial. Lineage: Eukaryota; Viridiplantae; Streptophyta; Magnoliopsida; Fabales; Fabaceae. Gene Ontology annotation, molecular function: beta-galactosidase activity; carbohydrate binding. The record is from RefSeq and is a predicted model, not a curated record. Gene Ontology annotation, biological process: carbohydrate metabolic process.